Molecule: messenger RNA, 678 nt
Organism: Gossypium raimondii (Peruvian cotton)
Lineage: Eukaryota; Viridiplantae; Streptophyta; Magnoliopsida; Malvales; Malvaceae
Exons: 2
Coding region: 1-678 (225 amino acids)
Source: RefSeq, a predicted model, not a curated record
AUGUUCCACUUAAGUGGGGAUGAGGAACAAUCUAGCUUUGAAAAGCUUAAAGCAGUGUUAACUCAAGCUCCCGUGUUGAUUCAGCUCGAAUCAGGGGAAAAAUAUGUGGUGUAUUGUGAUGCGUCCUAUACUGGCCUUGGUUGUGUGUUGAUACAAGGUGGUAGAAUAGUGGCCUAUGCGUCGAGGUAUUUGAAACAACAUGAGUGCAACUACCCGACUCAUGACUUAGAGUUGGCUGCAAUAGUUUUUGCAUUGAAAAUUUGGAGGCACUACUUGUAUGAGGAGAAGCAUUACAUCUAUAUUGAUCAUAAAAGUCUUAAAUACCUUCUCACCCAAAAAGAAUUGAACCUUAAGCAACAGAUGUUAAGUUUAGUGAAUGAUGGAGGCUUCCUAGCUGAGCUACAAGUGAAACCCAUCUUAGCCAAUGAGAUCAAAACUAAACAAACUUUAGAUGUAUCCUUGUUGCCAUGGAUUAGGAAGGUUAAAGAUGGCAAAACAAAGGAUUAUGAGUUUAAUGAAGAGGGUAUUUUGUAUUACCACGGAAGAUAUUGUGUACCUAAUGAUGUGGACCUAAAGCAAACCAUACUUCGAAAAGUGCAUGCUAGCCCUUAUGGCAUGUAUCUCAGAGGAAAUAAGAUGUACCGGGAUGUAAAAGAGUUGUAUCGGUGGCCUAAGUAG